Molecule: messenger RNA, 285 nt
Organism: Paramuricea clavata
Lineage: Eukaryota; Metazoa; Cnidaria; Anthozoa; Malacalcyonacea; Plexauridae
Source: the annotation of a GenBank genome assembly
AUGGUCAAUAAAAAACGUUUGGGGACGGCAGGUGAUAGUGCAGCGGUGGUAACUGAUACCAGUGAGAUGCAGGUGGAUAAUGAUGGUGAACAAGAUGACGUCAUUACCGAAACAGCCGACAACAAUUCAGAGGAAGCUAACACUCGAGAACCAACACAAACUGACCACCUCAACAAGAAACUGUUAGAAGCGUUUUUAUCAAGAAUUAACACGAGCAAUGAUGGACAAGCAGCCUCAUGUGAUGGUCCCAACGAUUCGUCAGACUGGGUUGACGAGACUACCUAA